UUUUAUUUUUUUCACUUUUAUAUAUAGACCCUUUUGAAGGAAGCAAUAGCAAGCAGGAAGAAAUGGAGGGACAAAAGAAGCUCAAAAAGUCCAAGGUUGUCAAGAUAGAAUCUCAAGAAUCAUGGCAGCACCACAUCUCUCAUGCUAACAACAAAGGUUACCCUGUUGUAGUUCACUUCUCUGCUUUUUGGUGCAUAACCUCUACACUCAUGAAUCCUUUGUUUGAAGAACUUGCCUCCACUUAUCAAGAUGCCAUGUUUCUCAAUUUGGAUGUGGAUGAGUUUAAGGAAAUUGCGUCCAAGUUUGAAAUCAAAGCCAUGCCCACAUUUGUGCUGCUGAAUGGAGGAACUGCAGUUGAUAAAAUUGUAGGUGCAAAUCCUGAUGAUUGUGUAAUUUGGAACCAUUUCAUGAAUAUUUAUAUAGCGGGUGUGGCCAUUUGGCCAUGUCAUACUGUGACUUUGUACAAAUGGUUAUUCUCUUGUAUUGUUAAAUUUUUUUCUAAUUUUCUCAUCAAACGCAAUGCAAGAGAGAGGUAG
Molecule: messenger RNA, 536 nt
Organism: Arachis duranensis
Lineage: Eukaryota; Viridiplantae; Streptophyta; Magnoliopsida; Fabales; Fabaceae
Product: thioredoxin-like protein CXXS1
Exons: 3
Coding region: 63-536 (157 amino acids)
Source: RefSeq, a predicted model, not a curated record